AUGAAAACCCUCUUCAACCUGUUGUGCACUCAAUUCGACUUUGAGUCGUACGGCAUGGACUUGCUCUACCUGGGUCGUCAGCUUAUCACGGCUCUGCCCUCUGGAAACGGUACCAAUGUCAGCGAUUUACCUAUCAAACUCCUCGAAGCCGUUGUUCCGGGCUACAGUCUCUUUGCCAAUGCUGCGCAACAAUGGCUCGGCUUUGACGUGAGUCUCGCCAUGACUUGCAUUGCCUUCUUCCUCAUCGCCAAACGUGCAGUCGACUUCAUCUGGAUUCGGGUCUACAACACGUUCCUCAACCAUUUCACGAGCUCUGUACACAUUGAUGGCAGUGAUGAUUUGUACAGCACAGUGCUCGAGUGGAUCGCAGCAACCAGGCCCGAUCUCUCCAAACGAUCUCUCACUGCUCGUACACAGUACGGAAACUUGUACGACUCUGACGAUGAAGAUGAAUCUGAGGAUGCGGAUAUGCUUGCAAAAGUCGCUGUUGGUGAGCAUGGCUACUUCAACUUCUCCAAAACUGCCGCCCGCGCCCCACCUCUCUACGAGCCUGACCAUGGUCAAUUCUGGUUCUCUUCUCCACGCGGCACUUUUCAAUUCAGGAAAAGCGAGUACACCACUCGAGGCAGCGACGGCAUUGAGCGCACAGAGAAUUAUGUCAAUAUCUGCUGUAUCGGUCUCGAUACCAACCCUAUCAAACUGUUGCUCACCGACAUCAAGGCUUGGACUGUGCGCAAAGAAGGUUCCAAGACUGUCAUUCGUAUACCUGCGGAAGAGCGCUGGAAUGGGUGGAUGAGAAGCUCUGAGCGCCCAUCCCGCCCCCUCGACACUGUUAUUCUGGAUCCAGAGCAGAAGUCACGCAUCUUGCAAGACAUGAAUGAAUACUUGCAUCCAUUGAGCUCCAAGUGGUAUGCUUCCCGUGGCAUUCCCUAUCGUCGUGGCUAUCUGUUCUCUGGCCCUCCUGGGACCGGCAAGACAAGUCUGAGCUUCUCACUUGCUGGUAUCUUUGGUCUUGAUAUUCACAUCAUCAACCUUAUGGACCCGACUAUGACUGAGAGUAUGCUGUCAAGAUUGUUCAACAACUUGCCAAAGCGUUGUAUUGUCUUGUUUGAAGACAUUGAUGCUGCUGGUAUCAAGAACCGCAAGGAUGAAUCUGAAUCAGACUCGGACUCUGACUCUGAUUCAGAGACUGAGAGUGUUGAUGUAUAUUCGGUGAAGACGAAGGCUGGCAAGGCCAAGAGCAAGAGUAGAGGGCGUGUCAUGGUCAAAGAUCACAUCAACGGUUCGACAAGGCCACCUAGUUCACACACUGGUGCAGACAACGACCAUGUCAACGGUGACACAAAUCAAGACAUCUUGGUCUUGCCUACUGGGGCCGUCACCAAAGUUCUCGCCCUCNACCAACGCCUCUUCAUCGCCAUCUUCCCAGCGCCGCGGCUCCAGCCCGCUNCACUAUCGACUCUCUUGCCCGCGCCCUCAUCGCAGCAAGCCGUCGAGCCCGCUCUUCAUUCCCAUCCCCUCCCCCUCGCAAACGCCGCCGCAGCCGCAAAGCCAAACCUGCACCCUCCUCCAACANCUCCCGAGGAGCCCGCAUCCAAGAUUUCACUAUCUGGUCUACUCAAUGUGAUUGACGGUGUCGCAACACACGAAGGCCGCAUCCUCAUCAUGACAACCAACCAUCCUGAAAGGCUCGAUCCAGCAUUGAUACGUGCAGGCAGAGUGGACAUGCAAAUCUCGUUCUCCUACGCCACUAGCUCACAAAUCAAGAGCUUGUUUUUGAGAAUGUAUGCUGGAGAUAACGUCCCCAGUACUGUCACACAAACACUGUUGGCGAAAAUCGGUGUGGUGAAAGAUGUGGACAGUACUUCUGGAACUGGAGAUGCAGAGAUGAUGCUUACGAAAGAUGACCUGGAGGGUUUGAGUAUAAGGUUUGCUGACGAGUUGCCAGAGGGAAGGUUUGCUCCUUCCGAUGUGCAGGGCUAUCUACUUUUGUACAGANAAAAGCCUAGGGUGGCUGUUGACAUGGUUGGGGCUUGGAGGGAUACAAAGCUCCUUGAGAUGGCUGAGAAGGAGAAGAACAAGUCUGUUGGCAAGAAAACCAAGAAGACUUGA
Aureobasidium vineae is the source of this 2112-nucleotide messenger RNA. Lineage: Eukaryota; Fungi; Ascomycota; Dothideomycetes; Dothideales; Saccotheciaceae. The record is from the annotation of a GenBank genome assembly.